CAGCAUUCUAUGCCGCUGAACUCCUUGAAAUCUUGGAAUGCAGAUCACAGGAAUACAAACAAGCACCUGGUUCAGAGGGCAAAGCUACACCGCCUCCAAACUUAUUUAUCAAUCCUCAAAGCCAUCUGGAUUGAAGUGAUUGUACCCUGGGGGAGGAAGGUGGGCCUAUCAUAUGACUUUGACAAACGUGAAUUAAUGCACUAUACCCGACGAAAAUGUGACAACAACAUAUCGCCCUCCAUCACAUUUGAUGAUGAUAAUGGCCAAACCCGGAUCGUAGCACUGCAAGCAAUAGUUCGAUGGUAGCGCUGGUAAAGCAGUAGGGUCACUGAUUAUGCUUGCGAACACAGUCAAAGGUCUGUCUCCAUACCACAUGUGCAUGAUGUACAAAAGUUGCGUGAUUCCAGUUAUGACAUAUGCAAGUGCCACAUGGUGGACCGGAA
Messenger RNA from Lentinula edodes (shiitake mushroom), 443 nucleotides. RefSeq lists its product as uncharacterized. NCBI's taxonomy places the organism in Eukaryota, Fungi, Basidiomycota, Agaricomycetes, Agaricales, Omphalotaceae. The record is from RefSeq and is a predicted model, not a curated record. The transcript has 3 exons. Bases 10 to 306 code for a protein of 98 amino acids.